This is a messenger RNA of Lycium ferocissimum, 2999 nucleotides long. Its product is annotated as BTB/POZ domain and ankyrin repeat-containing protein NPR1-like. Gene Ontology annotation, molecular function: protein binding. Lineage: Eukaryota; Viridiplantae; Streptophyta; Magnoliopsida; Solanales; Solanaceae. The coding region runs from base 939 to 2687 and encodes 582 amino acids. The transcript is spliced from 6 exons. The record is from RefSeq and is a predicted model, not a curated record. Gene Ontology annotation, cellular component: nucleus. Gene Ontology annotation, biological process: defense response to bacterium; defense response to fungus; regulation of jasmonic acid mediated signaling pathway.
UACCCUUGUAUAUUUGUGUUUUGGGUGUUGUGAGGUGAUUAAUUUUUGGAUGAGCUAAUGAUAUGUUUCCUUUUAAUCUUAAAACUUUGUUUUGGAUGAUAAUCUGGAAAUAGAAUUAAGUUUUUGGUGGAUUCAUCCUUUUGUAUGGAAGGAUUUGGAAAUCCUUAAAUGUUUAAUCAUGCUGUAUAAUUUUCAGUGAUGAAUUCUUGCUAGUUAAAUUACCAAGGCGAUAGUUAAGCUUGAAUGAUGGGGAGUGGCAAUGAACUUAUCAUCAUUUAGAUGUUACUUUAACUUGUCGUUUUUGUCUAAGGGUAGAAUUGGAAAAAACUAGCCAAUUUAUGUCUUGGUUUCCUAAGAUGACACUUAUUAUGAGACAAUUUUUUUUUGGCUAAGGUAACACUUAUUAUGAGACGGAGGGAGUAUAAAAAAGAAGUUCGUACAUUGAACAAAAUAAAAUAACUUGCUUAGAUUCUUUCGUAAGCUACUUGGAUGCUAAUAAAUUUACUGAUUACAGAUAUAUACUAGGAUUGUGUUUAUUAACUUGAUACAUGCACCUGGACCACACACUACUAGUAUUCCUCUUUUCACAUCUCCGUUAUUCUUUUUUCAUUUCACUCUCUUUUUGUAGUUUUCAUCUAGGAUUUCCUUUUCAUUUCAUUUCCUUUUUUUCCACAACUCAAAUCAUUACUUACUUCAUUCUGUUACAGUAAUCACUUCUUGACUAGUUUUUGGGUCAAGCAAGACUCAACUUGCACUACAAAGAGAGUACAACUCUCUUCCAAUACAAAUUUAAGGUGUGAGAUUUUGGGCCAAGAUCAUGCAACGUUGACUUGUUGACUUUAAAGUGCUUUCCUUUUUCAGAUUCUUGAAGACUUUUAUGUUAUUUUCUUGAGGGAUGAAUUCUUGCUAGUUAAAUUACCGGCGAUAGUUAAGUUUGAAUGAUGGAGAGUGGCAAUGAACAUUCGUCAUCCCUCAGUUUUGCUUCAUCUUCUUAUGUAUCGAACGGGUGCAGUAGUAGUCCUCAGGAACAAGGACAAAGUCUUGAUCAUUUGAGUAGUUUAAGUAAUAGUCUUGAAAAACUCAUCCUUAAUGCUGAUUAUGAUUACAGUGAUGCAGAAAUAGUUGUUGAGGGGAUUACUGUUGGUGUUAAUCGUUGUAUUUUGGCUGCACGAAGUCAGUUUUUCCAUGAAAAGUUUAAGCAGAAGAAUGAGAAUUCCUCGAAAGAUGAAAAGCCGAAAUAUAUGUUGAAGGAUUUGGUUCCUUUUGCCUCAAUUGGCUAUGAAGCAUUUAUGGUCUUCCUGAAUUAUUUGUAUACGGGAAACAUUAAGUCGGCUCCUCCAGAAGUUUCAAGUUGUGUUGAUAAUGCUUGUACUCAUGAUGCUUGCCGCCCUGCCAUUAAUUAUGUAGUGGAACUCAUGUAUGCUUCGUCCACUUUUCAGAUAAAAGAACUCGUUAUGGUCGUAGAGCGUUAUCUCGUCAACUUUGUUGAUAAGGCUAUUCCAGAGGAUAUAAUUCCUAUACUUUUAGUUGCCUUUCACUGCAAACCUAAUCAUCUUCUUGAGCAAUGCAUCCAGAGAGUUGCACGAUCCGAUCUAGACAAUGCUACUCUUGAGAAAGAACUUCCUCAUGAUGUUUUAACCGACUUAAAAGCAAGGCGCCUCAAGUCUCGACAACAAGGGACUGAACAGGAUUCAAGAGAAGUGGACUCCUUGAGUGAAAAGAGAAUUAGUAGGAUUCUCAAGGCUCUGGAAUCCGAUGACAUUGAAUUGCUAAAGUUACUCCUGGAAGAGUCUAAUGUCACUUUAAACGAAGCUUGUGCUCUUCAUUAUGCAGCUGCCUAUUGCAACUCCAAGGUUGUGAACGAGGUACUCGAGCUAGGUUUAGGCGCUGAUGUCAAUCUUCAGAACUCUCGAGGAUAUAAUGUCCUUCAUGUUGCAGCUAGACGAAAGGAACCAUCAAUAAUUAUGGGACUACUUGCAAAAGGAGCAUCCGUUUUGGAUACUACGCGCGACGGACAUACAGCACUAUCUAUAUGCCGGAGAUUGACUCGUCCAAAGGAUUACAAUGAGCCAGCAGAGCGGGGAAAGAAAACUAAUAAAGACCGCAUCUGCAUUGAUGUUUUGGAGAGAGAGAUGAUUAGGAAUCCUAUGAUUGGGUUCAUGUCUUCUUCAUCAAUGGUGUUGGCUGAUGAAUUACUCAUGAGGUUGCUUUUAUUUGAAAAUAGAGUGGCAAUGGCACGAAUGUUAUUUCCUCAUGAAGCCAAGCUAGCUAUGGAAAUAGCACAUGCUGAUUCGACCUCAGAGUUUACUGGCCUUUCAACAAAUGGCUUAUGCAGAAAUCUGAGAGGGGUAGAUUUGAAUGAAUUACCAUCUGAGCAAGUGAAAAGACUCCAAGAGCGGCUGAUCGCACUGCAGAAAACAGUGGAGACAGGUCGGUGGUUUUUCCCUAACUGCUCCGAAGUUUUAGAUAGACUAUUGGAGGAUGACACUCUAGAUUCGUUGAUGUUAGAAAGUGGCACCCCCGAGGAACAAAGAUCAAAGAAGAUGCGAUAUACAGAACUCAAGGAUGAAGUUAUGAAGGCAUUCAACAAAGACAAAGCUGAAAAGUAUUGGACGGGCUUCUCGGCGUCUUCCUCCUCUUCAUCUUCCCCAAAGAUUAGUGGUAGCCACAAGAUCAGGAAAAAGUAGGUCCAGAAUUGAACCUUGUCAGCUUAACAUGAUUGAGCUCCAUAUACUAUAGUGUGCUUGUAUGCUUGUUCCUCGUUUUACUUUUGGUAGCUUGUUUGUAGAGAAGAAAUUAGAGAAGUGUGAUUGAGGCAAUCGUUAUGUAGAAAAGUAUGAAGGAGAGUGGAUUGAUUGUGGGGGUAAGGGUAAGAGGAAUAAAAGUAGGUAUAGGAUUGGUUUUUCUUUCCUUUUUUUUUUUUUUCUCUGUUACUUCUUUUGGAUUGAUGAUUGUUUAGGUUAUGGUGAUAUAUACUAAAAAGUGAUCUAUAGAUCGAA